AUGAACGGACAUUCAAACGGAGCCACCAAUGGUGAUGCAAAGCAUACCGCGACUGGUGAUUUUUUCCGCAGCUACGCAGACGACCGUAACGCAAAGAGCCAAGAUACUGUAUACACCACCAGCAAUGGAGUUCCAUACCCCCAUCCAUACGAGACACAACGAGUAGGCGAGAAUGGACCACUGCUCCUGCAAGACCACCAUCUCGUCGACCUGCUCUCUCAUUUCGACCGAGAGCGUAUCCCCGAGCGUGUUGUCCAUGCCAAGGGUGCCGGUGCCCAUGGUGUCUACAAGACAACUGACCCUCUUGACGAUCUCUGCUUAGCAGACCUAUUCAGCAAGGCCGGCAAGGAGUGCCCAAUCUCGGUUCGCUUCUCAACGGUUGGUGGCGAGUCUGGCUCACACGACUGUGCGCGAGACCCCCGUGGAUUCUCGGUGAAGUUCAGGACUGAAGAGGGCAACUGGGAUGUUGUUGCCAACAAUACACCCGUCUUCUUUUUGAGGGAUCUACAUCAAUUUAUGGUACUAUUUGGCGACCGCGGUAUCCCCAAGGGCUACCGUAAGAUGCACGGCUACAUUGGCCACACCCACAAGCUCGUCAACAAGAACGGUGACUGGGUUUACAUGCAGCUUCACUUCAAGUCGCAGCAGGGCACAGACUUCAUCACACAGGAAGACUCUUUCAACUACGGCCCUGAUUUCUCGACCAAGGACCUCUACCAGGCGAUCGAGAAGGGUGAUUUCCCGAAGUGGGAUGUUAAGGUUCAAACCAUGACGGCCAAGGAGGCUGAAGAGGUGUGGGAGAAGCAGGGCAUCAACGUUUUUGAUCUGACCCACGUUUGGCCACAAAGCCAGUUUCCUCUUCGAAAAGUUGGAGAAUUCACCCUGAACGAGAACCCUCAAAACUACUUCGCCGAGAUUGAGCAAAUUGCCUUCAACCCAGCACAUCUCGUGCCCGGUAUUGAGCCUUCCGCAGAUCCUGUUCUCCAGUCUCGUCUAUUUUCGUACCCUGACACCCACCGCCAUCGCAUUGGUGUGAACUACCAGCAGCUGCCAGUUAACCAGCCACGCGUACCCUACAAGAUGGCCAACUUCCAGCGCGAUGGCUCAAUGGCUUUUUACAACCAGGGCUCUCGACCCAACUUCUUCUCCUCGAUCGAGCCUGUCGGUCUCAAGAAGCGCUCAGUGAACAUCGACAAGGUCCACGGUACCUUCACUGGCGAGGCCGUCACGUUCCUAUCAGAAAUCCGCCCUGAAGACUUCAACGCACCCCGCGCGCUAUGGGAGAAGGUUUUCGACGAUGGCGCCAAGGAGCGAUUCAUCUCAAACAUCAGCGGACACAUGGAGAACUGCAGCGACAAGGAGAUCAUCAAGCGCCAGAUCUCCAUCUUCCGCGAGGUGUCUGAGGAUCUUGCAUCGAGGCUUGAGAAGGCCACUGGUGUCAAGGGCUACGCAGGCAUCAAGGACAUGACUUUCCUGGGCACGAUCAACGGCAUGACUUCCGAUGCUGAGAAGAGAAAGGCUGCCGGUGUUGAUAAGAAGAAGGGGAACAAUGGUGCGCCGGUCAAGGGCACACAUGCUGAGUAUGAGAAUGGCAAUGGCGUAAAGGCUUAG
Molecule: messenger RNA, 1611 nt
Organism: Parastagonospora nodorum SN15
Lineage: Eukaryota; Fungi; Ascomycota; Dothideomycetes; Pleosporales; Phaeosphaeriaceae
Exons: 2
Coding region: 1-1611 (536 amino acids)
Biological process (GO): response to hydrogen peroxide; hydrogen peroxide catabolic process
Cellular component (GO): cytoplasm; mitochondrion; peroxisome
Molecular function (GO): catalase activity; heme binding
Source: RefSeq, a predicted model, not a curated record